Molecule: messenger RNA, 728 nt
Organism: Paramecium sonneborni
Lineage: Eukaryota; Ciliophora; Oligohymenophorea; Peniculida; Parameciidae
Source: the annotation of a GenBank genome assembly
AUGGAUUAAGAUGUCUUUAAUUUCUUAACUCUAGAAUCUAUAUUCAAUAGGAUGAUGCUUCUAAUAGUAAAUGAUUAACAUUUUAAUAAGAUUAGUAACUAGUUCUAUUUGAUAAAAAUCUAUUUCUAGAUACAUAAUCAUCACAAAUUUUAUAUCAAGAGUAAGAUUGCUUUUAUCUACUUGUUGCUUAAUAAAAGAAUUUAGAAAUCAAUAAAAUAUAGACACACCAGCAUUCCUAUUCAAUUAGAACAGAAUUAAAAAAUUUAGAUAAUCUAAUGAAUAUUUGAAGUCUACUACAUAUGCUUUAGAAAGAUUUGGUCCUAAUUUAAGCUUAAAAUAUCAUAAAUAAAGAAAUAUGACUGAAUGGAUGUCUUAAAAAUAUAUAUGUUCUCUUUAUCAUUUUUCCUGUAUUAUAAUAACCAAAAUUUAAAGAACUUAAAAAUAAAUAAUCAAAAGAAUUUUUAUAUUACUUUCUAUUUUGAUAGAAAGCCAAGAAUAGUGUAAUUAUUAUCUGAGAAUAAAAUAUAAUAAUAAUUGAUGGAUUUAUUUCUAUUCUAUAUAUAAAACCUCAAUGAAUGAGAUAGAAAAUUAGUAUAAUCAAAUUUAAUAGCUUUUAGCUUAAUUAAAAGAAAAAAAGGUGUUCAAGUUAUCAUUUUUUCAAUUCAGAAAUGUUAGAAUUAGUCAUUUCAGAUAAAAUAUUUUUAGAAACAAUUUUAAAUAAGGCUUGA